AAAAAAAAAAAAAAAAAAAAAACAGCCAGGAGGGCGACACAGUGAAGCGCAGCUGAGCCAAGAGGAGAGCAGAGUUUGCCGAAUACAUGAGACGGUGUGUCCCGGUGUCGGAAAUUACCACUCAACACCCUGGGAUAUACAUUUGCAACCAGACAAGUGGCUGCAGGUUGAAGCUGCGUCUUUGCCUUUCUGUGAGAGGACCAACUCGAACACAACGUUUACAGGAGCGGUUGGCUGCAGCCUAGCUGAAGAUGUCUGAUAAUGGGGAGGUCGAGGACAAGCCACCAGCUCCGCCCAUGAGGAACACCAGCACCAUGAUAGGCUCCUGCAACAAGGACCCCGCCCCCCUCAACCACGGCUCCAAGCCCCUCCCGCCAAACCCAGAGGACAAGAAGAAGAAAGACCGCUCGAUCCGAUUCAUCCUAACAGGAGGAGGCGAUAAGACCUAUAAGAAGAAGGAGCGUCCAGAGAUUUCCCUGCCAUCAGAUUUUGAACACACCAUCCAUGUCGGCUUUGAUGCUGUUACCGGGGAGUUUACUGGUAUGCCGGAGCAGUGGGCCCGGCUCCUGCAGACGUCCAACAUCACCAAACUGGAGCAGAAGAAGAACCCCCAGGCUGUCCUCGAUGUUUUAAAGUUCUACGACUCAAAAGAAACGGCCAACAGCCAGAAAUACAUGAGUUUUACAGAUAAAAAUGUAGAUGCCUACAGCUCCUCUACCACAACGAGCUCCAAGGCCGUGUCCGAGACGCCCGCCAUAGCAACCGUAUCUGAGGACGACGACGAAGACGAGGCCGAGCCCCCACCGGUGAUCGCCCCCCGACCAGAACACACCAAAUCAAUAUACACUCGCUCAGUGAUAGAGCCCUUGCCUCCCCCUCCGACCAAAGAUGCUGCAACCUCUCCCAUCUCGCCACCAACAGCAACUGCCGCUGCUGUCACCCCCGCCUCCCCUGCAGAGGGAGCUCCCAGCAGCCCUCCCAGUGCAAGCCCCGCCCCCGGGCCUUCUGUGCCCCGACCCCAGGACAAAACUAGGAAAAAGAAGAUGUCAGAUGAGGAGAUCCUUGAAAAACUACGGACAAUUGUAAGUGUGGGAGACCCCAAGAAGAAAUAUACACGCUUCGAGAAAAUUGGACAGGGGGCAUCUGGGACUGUGUACACAGCUAUAGACAUCGCUACAGGACAGGAGGUGGCCAUUAAACAGAUGAACCUGCAGCAGCAGCCGAAGAAGGAACUGAUCAUCAAUGAGAUUCUGGUGAUGAGGGAAAAUAAGAACCCAAACAUUGUCAACUACCUGGACAGUUACCUGGUGGGUGACGAGCUGUGGGUGGUGAUGGAAUACCUGGCUGGAGGUUCUUUGACUGAUGUCGUCACGGAAACCUGCAUGGAUGAAGCCCAGAUAGCUGCUGUGUGCAGAGAGUGUCUUCAGGCAUUGGAGUUCCUCCACUCAAACCAGGUCAUCCAUCGAGACAUCAAGAGCGACAACAUCCUGCUGGGCAUGGACGGCUCUGUCAAACUCACUGACUUUGGGUUCUGCGCCCAGAUCACUCCAGAGCAGAGUAAACGUAGCACCAUGGUUGGGACUCCAUACUGGAUGGCUCCAGAAGUCGUGACCCGUAAAGCUUACGGCCCCAAAGUGGACAUCUGGUCCCUGGGCAUCAUGGCCAUAGAGAUGGUGGAGGGGGAGCCGCCAUACCUGAAUGAAAAUCCACUCAGGGCACUGUAUCUCAUAGCAACCAAUGGCACGCCCGAGCUACAGAAUCCAGAGAAGCUGUCGACGAUAUUCAGAGACUUUCUGAACCGAUGUCUGGAGAUGGACGUGGAGAAGAGAGGGUCGGCUAAAGAGCUACUGCAGCAUCAGUUUCUGAAGAUGGCGAAGCCUCUCUCCAGUCUGACUCCUCUCAUUGUGGCUGCUAAGGAGGCUGCCAAGAACAACCGCUAGCAAGCCUUGCACUCAUUAUUCUCUCUCUCUCUUCGUCUACCAUCCCUCCUUCCUCUCUCUUCUCCUUUUUUCACUGACUGCACCAAGCUUGACCCCCCCCUUACAGGGAGAAAUAAGGAUAGUUUCUUCCUGUAACUUUUUGUUCGACACUCCACUGGACUCGGACAGGAAGAUGGGGUGGUGGGGGGGUGCAAAAUGAAUGACAUCAUCAGUGACCAAAUGAUGUCAUCGUUCACAUCACAGCCCCCUCAGCCGGUACGCACAACACAAUAUAGGAGAGAGAGUGUUUCAACAGUUUUUUUCUUUCUUUCUUUCUUUCUUUUUUUAAAUCAAUGUUUGUUUGUUUUUUUCUUACUUUGCCUGUAAAAGCCGCGGACCACAACAGCCAACCAGCAACCUCUGCUGUAGACUGCGUGUGUGUGUGUGUGUGUGUGUGUGUGUGUCUGUGUGUACGUUUGUGUCUUUACCAAGGUCCAUGCUUCCUGUUUUUCGUCUUUGGCUUUCAGUCUGACUUAUUUCAUCAUCUUCUUUUAAAAAGUGCAUUUGUUGAUUUUCAUUUUAACACUUUUUUAAAUCAACAAUUCAGUGUGUGUGUGUGUGUGUGUUUGAGUGUGUCUAUUUUUGGUCAUUAAGUUGAUUGUAACAUUACCUUCUGUAGUUUUGACAUGGAGGAGAUAAGGUUUGGUACUUUGUCGUGUCUGCAGUGUGAGCUGUGAGUUAGAGAAUAUUAAUGUUAAUUAAAAUAAAUGAAAGACUGGCAGGCCCAGAACCAUCGAUGGACAGAGUUUGGACAGUUUGGAGGUUUCCCCUUUCCAAACAGCCAUUUUGGCUCAGUGAUGUCUUUCCAGGAACUUUUCUUUUUUGCUCUUUGUACUUUCAGGUUUUAGGUUUUUAAAAUAAUUCACAGUUAGUGAUAUUAGAUCAGUAUUUCCCCACAUAUGGGCUCAAAAUCUGACUCAGGUUGCAGCAGAGGUUAUGUUAGACUUUCUUAUUGUUCGUCAUUUUGACAGACAGGUUCGUAAAAAUUACAUCAUAAUCUGAGAUAUUACCUUCAAUUUAGAUUUUAGCUGCCGCUGGCUGAUGAAUUUUAUCAGUAAUACCAGCUUGUCCUUUAUCCUUCACCGCAUCAAUCCCUCUUUUUUGUAUUUGUUGAGCUCAAGAGCUUCAGCAACGUCAGUAAGUUACAGUGAAUGUUUGACACUUCAGCUGUGGAGAUGUUGCUGAACAUGACUUCUCUAAUUUUUCACUGUUUAAAAUGGGUAAAAUCUUUUUACAUUGUAGAGCUGCGUGCAACAUAUUGAUUUACUUGGCUCUGUUUAUCAUGAGACUGCUGUGUGUGAGUGUGAGCACCACACCAGGGACAGAUGGUGACAUUGCUAACUUUUAGCAACACACAGCUAACGCUACCUAACAGUUAUUAACGGACUCAGUGACAGAGUUGAGCCUGUGUGGUGUUGGUGUAAGUUUGUUGGAACCAUCAACAGCUCAGUGUUGAUUGUUUGUCAAUGCCAUUGCAGUUACCCGGCUUUUUAAAGAAACUAAGAACACUCAGGUGUCAUUACAUUUUGCAGUGGUAUGUAGAAAUAUAGCUCACCAAUGUAAUGGCUAAAGCAAUGAGGUAACGAAGGUAACCUCUUUUACUAAAGCCAGCUAGACAACAAAUAUACUGGCAGCUUUUAUAAUUUUGUGUGUUUUCAGCACAAAUUGAUAUUAUUCCAUUAUUGUAGCAUUGCACUCCAAUCUCAAAUAUAUCUCAAAUAUUCUACUUACACAAAUCCAAAAUCGGGUCAGCACAGCCCUUCUGAAAAAAUACAACCAAAGGGGAGAAAAAAGCAGUUAUGAAAUGUGUUUACCCAUGAUCCAUUCUGUCAAACUCACUCCAUCUGCGGCUUUGGGACUUCACUGUCUACAGAUUCAACACUAAGACUGUGAGGAGGAGAAUGUGCAUGUCAACAACCUUCUUUUAUAUGGUACGUUCAAGAUAGAGAAGAAAAAUAAUAAGUGAGUUGUGUCUAUGCUGGAACGUAAAGUGAUGGUACAUGAAGGAUGCUUGUGUACGAUAGGAAAAAUCAUAUCUUAAAGGAAUACUUCACCCCCCAAAUGAUCAUGUGUACGUCAGUCACUCACCUUGAAUUUGUGAAGAAAACUGUUUUUCUUGCAUGUCUCCAUGGUGAACAAAGAAUCCAAAAAUGGGGAAAAAAAUAAAUAGAUGUUUUGAUAAGGUUCUGCCAUUGUUAAAUACAGACUCCCUGAAUUGAUUUAUCCAUUUUUGAAAUGAGGCGUGCCAGGAAAACAAAGUUUCCUUCACAAAUUUAACAGGUGAGUUACUGAUUUACAAACGAUCAUUUCGGGGGUAAAGUCCUUUAAUCCUAUUUUCAGAAGAAUGAGACAAAUAAAUGCUACAAUGGUACAGUGUUGUUGUUCCUUUCAGCCUGAUGGAUUGUUGGAUCCCCAGGAACCCUCUGAACAUAAGGUGUAUAUUUUCUGUGCAAAAAAAGAGAAAAAAACUGCAUUGACAAAAAAAAGACAACAACAAUCUGUUUGAUCUUUUGUUUACAGACUAUUUUUUAUAAUCUAUCAAUGUCAGAAAAUUCCUUUUUGUUAUGGAUAGCAAGAUUUGAGUAUUUGUUUUGGAUUUUUUUUUCUGCUGAAUUAAAGGAACAUAGUUUUUCUUGCCAGCAAAAAAUGUCAUAGGUUCAAAUCCUGCAAUAGCUUAGUUUCCAUCAAUAGCCACGGUCAUUCGCUCUGCAUUUGAGCAUCAGAUAUAAAAUCCUGUGUGAAUAAAACACUUCCAAAACAUCUAUUCAAAACUAUCACUUUGAUUUCUGCUGUUAGUUGUUUUUAUAGUUUUGUUUUUAUGUAGUGUUCAUGUACCUCUGGCCUUAAACUGUUUCAAAGGUGCAAGACUACUUUAGAAUAGCAACAUUGGCAACAUUUUUAGGCAACAGUGAAUGUUGGUGCUGCAACUAACAAUAAUUUCAAUUAUUGAUUAAUCUGAUGAUUGCAUUCUCUGUGAGUGAAAAAAUGUUCACAAUUUCCCAGAGCCCACAAUAAGAUAUUCAGAUGUCCUGUUUUAUUCAACCAAAACCACAAAGUUUAUAAUGAUGGAAAAUAAUUAAAACAGGAUGAUUGGCAUUUUUGCUUUAAAAAAAAAGUACAUUUUAAUUCAAUUCUCAAAAAUAUUUGCGAAUCAACCAAUCGUUGCAGCACUACAUGUUUUGAACUCUACAAAGACCAGUGUGAAUGAUCAGUGGUAAAGUAUCUUUGAGCAUGGCAGUGAAACACACAGCUGAUUAGACUGGCUGCAGUGCGGAGGAUGAACGCAGCUGUAAAAUUCAUUUAUGUGUAUAAACUGCCUGAAACUGUUGCCACUGUGUGUCUGUAUGUCCUGGUCUGAACCCCUGGCAUAGAGCUGGACUUUCUUGAGAUCUCUCUAAACUCUGUAUGUGAUUUAAAGUUUUGCUGUUAUUAAGCAGUCAUCAAAAGACAAUGUGACAAAGCAUUCUUAGAUGCUUGUUAAUGAAAAAAAACCACAGGAAUGCAUUUUAAAAUUGUCCCUCAAAGUCUUGGUGAAAUGUUAUUUUUACCUUUUUAAUGAUGUAUUGAUGGGCUCAUAUUAAUCCAACAAAGAAAACGUCUAACUACCAAGAUGUGUGCUGAUGUGAUGGAUUGGACCAAACUGUAAUCAUGAUUUAUUACUUUGUGCCAGAUGAGCUUCACAAUGUUAUUUUUUGCAUUAAAUUGUCGGUUAAAUAAGGAACCACUUAUGCUACAUUCACAUGGAAUCAGGCAGACGGCAGACAGACAACAGGUUCUGGAUGGCAUGGGAAAAACAAACAUACAGUCUGAUGGAAUAGCAGGAUGGAAAAACAAAAUAUGCAUGACAGUAUGUGGUGGUAAUGAUGCCGUAUUGUUGACAAAGAAUAAAAUAAAAUCUAUUAAAUGAAAUUAUUUGGUGUUUAUUAAUUUAUGUAACUUAUCGAGUAACAUCCAGUAAGUCAUCAGAUCACCUGUGUUUCACCUUGUGUGAGGGAGCUAUGUCACAUGCAGUUGUAGAUUCAGCAGAAAGUAAAAAUAUUUUAACUUGUAGAGGCAGUGCCGUCUAACAUUACUGCUGCCGGUAUUGUCUGCCAGCCUCACCUAAUUUAACCGUCCUGCUCUUGUUCACUAAAACAACAUCCGUUUUGCCGUCUAUAGUCUCCCUGAUUCCAUGUGAACGCAGCAUCAGUAGUUUCUUAUUUCAAAUAGUCUAGACUUUUAGCAACUGCUAUAGAACAAUCAAGUAACCAGCUCGCUCUCACCGAGAAAUUACCACAUAGGUUGACUGUGCAAGCAUCUGAUUACAACCUGCACUUGGGUUUAUUUUAAGGCAGCGCCCUCUAGCAACCAUAUUAAUUAUAACAGGAGCAAAGGAGGAAGUUACGUGAUGUGGCAUAAGAGGUGACAGUGUCCCCAUAAUGUUGCACGAAUAUCAAAUAAGCCCCUGUAGGUUGAGUGGGAGGGGUGGUGGGUGGGUCAAACAAUCACAGGACUUUCACCUAGGAGCGUGGUGUUUGCGCCCCCAAAGUCAACAUUAACUUCUUUUAAUAACAACCUAGCCCAGUAUGCUAGAGCACACUACGAUAGUGGUGUAUGGGAUAUCAUGAAUGUGACAUAUGUCACAUGUGGUUAAUGCGUUAUGUUGGAGAAAAAAAAGUACUUAUUUAAUGCCAAACCAUGUUUUUUUUUUCCCUAAACCUAACCACAUAGUUUUGUUGCCUCAACCUAAGCAAGUAGUUUCAGUGUGGAACUGCAACCAUUUUAUGACGUUUAGGUUGUGUUAAAAGAAAUCGACCUAUUCUGUUGUGUAGGUAUAAGAGUGUUUCAUAUAACACAAGAUAGAUUCAUUUCAUUAACAACUGCAGAAAACAAGAUACAUUUCUUUAGUGUAUAAAUCUAGUAUUUUUUUCUUCUUAACAGUUUACAGUGUCCCUUCUGUUGGCAGGUGAAAUACCCAAGGAUUUCAAGUCUAGAGGCCGAUCCAUGAUUAGCAUUCACAUAAUGACGAGCCAUAACAAGAUUCUCACUGCUGACAGCAGACUGGUGUUCAGCAGUCGUUGGUUUUAGAGGUCGUUUAGAUUGGCCGACAUACACCAGACAGCAGGGACAAUUCAGAUAAUAGAUAAUGUGAAUAUAAGACAGGAUUUUGAAUUUCAUCUGCAUGUCUGGGAGAAGAUUCUCCUCUGAUUCAAGUCUCCUUCAUCUUUAGCUGCAAAAUGUCACUAAAAUAGACAAACAAGGAGGUUGCUUUUAUGUCAGAGGGGAGGGGGCCUUUUGCAUGUCGGUGUCCUCUAUCUCCCGAUCCGUCCAUGAUCAUCCUAUGUCACCUUUUUUUUAAUUUGCCAAGAGAAACUACUGUUCCCACAAUACAGUUACAUCAAAGAGCAUCACAUACAGCCUCUUUAGAAAACUAUUUCUGCUGACUUAAUGAUGAGUUACAAAUUCUGCUGGACCUUUAAACAAGUUGAAUACAAUUAAUUAAAAUCUAAUCAUCUUACUAUAUGAUGUAACCAUCAACAAGCAGGACACAAGGGGGGCUUCAAACUUGGUACAGUUCAAGUUCUAAAAGGGGGACUUGGUUCAGUCCAGGAUGAGAUGGUCAAAUGAAGUCUUCUCUCCCCAAUGUAUCAGAGCCAUAAUUUAUCUGUUUAUAAGUCAUUUUGAUGAAUUGAAACAACUCUGAAAACUGAAAAAAAGAAUAAAU
Epinephelus fuscoguttatus (brown-marbled grouper) is the source of this 7683-nucleotide messenger RNA. RefSeq names its product p21 protein (Cdc42/Rac)-activated kinase 1 (gene pak1). Bases 252 to 1940 code for a protein of 562 amino acids. Gene Ontology annotation, cellular component: cytoplasm. Gene Ontology annotation, molecular function: ATP binding; protein serine/threonine kinase activity. Lineage: Eukaryota; Metazoa; Chordata; Actinopteri; Perciformes; Serranidae. The record is from RefSeq and is a predicted model, not a curated record. Gene Ontology annotation, biological process: regulation of axonogenesis; regulation of actin cytoskeleton organization; intracellular signal transduction. The transcript has 16 exons.